AUGGCCAAAUUCGACCUCCUCCUCCUCAGCUUCCUGUCCCUCGGUGCAUCCGCCCUCACAACCGGCCUCCUAGGCCCACGGGUCUGCGGCCAGACGGUCGGCCCGUCUUCGAUCCUGUCCAUCAGCAAAGAAAACCGGGACGAGCCGGCAAAGGCAUACGACCCCUACGUCGCGCUGAACCAGCUGGUCGACGGCGCAGGGAACAAGGUCGGUGUGGCCGCCAUCCUGCGCUUCACGCCGCCAGCGCCCGGCUCCGGCUCCUCGGCCAGCAGCCCGCCGGCGGCGUGCGAGUUCACCCUGAGCUUCCCGGCGUCGCGCUUCGGCGACGUGCAGCUCGGCCGCGCCGACUGGCAGAAGCCGCCCGAGAUCGCCAUCUCCAAGAUCACCAACCUCGGGGCCCCUGGGGCCCCGCUCCCGUCGUACAACCAGCUCAACGUCGUGCCGGGCCCCUGGGCCACCGCCACCGUGUCGCGCGGCCUGCACGCCGUCGCCGGCGCCGAGCCCUGCGACACCGCCGCCGACUACCUCCUCGAGAUCCCGGACUGGAUCGCCGUCAACAUGGGCGUCUCGUGGCCCAACGACGUGCUGCCUGCUGCUGGGGACGCGGGCGGCGCGGACGUUGACGAGUUUCUCGGCGUCUACUUGCGCCACGUCUGCUGAGUCCGAUGAGUCAGAUGAAGGGAGUCAGUCUAGCGCAGUCGCCGUAAUUAGUUAAUUUUUAGUUGUUUCAUGAACGCAGCGAGGGGGACGCUGUUGCUAAUUGUGCAUUUGUGUUGUGUCUGGGUGUUUAUUAUGGGGUGUUUGGGGCCUGGUGGGGUUUAGGAAUUGGGGACUGCAUUGCGACGGCGUUUUUGUAUUGGGGUGGGCUGCGAAAAUGAAACGGAAAAUAAGGGACCUGGCGAUAAUGUCGAAUCCAAUUAGUAAUUGAUGCGAGGCGCGCAAACUUCUUGCGUUGCCCAUUGCUUCAGAUGUCAUUUAC
Molecule: messenger RNA, 979 nt
Organism: Lasiosphaeria miniovina
Lineage: Eukaryota; Fungi; Ascomycota; Sordariomycetes; Sordariales; Lasiosphaeriaceae
Exons: 1
Coding region: 1-660 (219 amino acids)
Source: RefSeq, a predicted model, not a curated record